Durusdinium trenchii is the source of this 2438-nucleotide messenger RNA. Lineage: Eukaryota; Dinophyceae; Suessiales; Symbiodiniaceae. The record is from the annotation of a GenBank genome assembly.
UGGUACACCAAUUGCGGAGCCAUAGCCACAUGUACGUGCAAGAUCAUUCAUUGCCGGCUGCAACGAAGUGGAAAGCUCGGCUCUGAACUUCACUUCGCUUUGUGAGGAGUGAACGUUGAUCCCACCGACAACACGCCUGCUGCUUCAGCGCUAGCCUUGAAACGGAUCGAGAUGUUCAACACCGUCCACGAGGUCUUCGUCUCCUGUGACGACGACGCCACGAGCUGCUGGAAGAUCCUCAUUCCCGUGCGCUUCGCGGCGGCGGAGUUCCCCAAUAUCCCCAACAUCCCCAGCGUGGGGUGGUCGCAAACCUCCAAAGAGACCUUCCAGAACAUCAAGGUCGAAGAUGGGGCUGAAUCACCCGAGGGACGGGGCUACAUCGUGUGUUGGUGCAGCGAAUGUGGACUCGCUGACGCUGACUUCCAAAGUUAUGUCGGGCAGGCGGGUCAGAUCACCGUGAAGCGCCCGAAUGCCAUGCCAGAGGCCUACUUGGGCCUCACUACUGUGAUGCCUGAUCAAACGCCCAACCAGGGCAAUCCCGGUGGCCCGGUGGCGAUCGCCUUCGUGACGGGGGAUUUGGCACACUAUGCAACAGCCACAGGUCAACAGCAUUUGGUCUUUGAGAUCCUGCCGGGAUUGGACGACACCAUUCCUGGAAGCUCGGUCUACAGAGAUGUGCUCUUGCCGCGGACCAAUCUCUUGGAGCCUCUCUUGGUCUCUGCUGACCUGGAUCAGCCCUCAGAGGCCCGGCAAGACUUCUGCGGACGGCUCUUCACCGAGCUUUGGUCUGAGGAUGAAGAAGGCUUUCCCAUGCCAGAUGGUUGCUACUACAGUGAGGACACGACAAAUCCAUCCAUGACUGUGAAACAGCUUCACAUCCUCUUCAGCGCGGGGAAUCAUUUGAAGAAGAACACCAAGUACAUGGCCAUCACCAACAUGAAUGUGCUUGAGUACCUCCGAGCCGACUUCCCUGCGGAUGGGGCCGUGUGGGUGUGGUCCAUGGAUGACGUCUACAACAAUCCCUUCGGCGUGGUGGAGAAGGGAUCUGCUUACCCAACGCCUGGGACUCGAGUGCCUCCUCGCGAUACCUUGGGCAACCCCAUGUUCAACCAAGCGGGAGAUCCACGCUUCGACACAGAGCUUCAGAACGGCCAGGCCGCUCAGGGCUUCCGCGUGCUGGGCACCAACGGCGCCAUCAUCGAGGAGAUGAAGACCUACUGCAUUCCUCAUGAUGAGAAGAACCCCACUGUGUCACCGUCCACGACACUGGCGUGCCAAGUGUGCAACACCGAGGAGGACUGCGGCAACGGGGGAAAUGGCGUGGAGCCCGAUCCUUCUUUGAGCUUCUGCCGCUCGCCCAUCGAUGCCAAGUGCCCGGAUGCCAAUGGCGACCUGUUGAACGUGCCUGCCUUCAGCUUCGAAUUCAAAGCACGCUUGGGCCAUCCCAUCAAGCCGCAGUCGAUCCUGCGGCUGUGGCUGCAUCCACUGACGCAGUGGGACAUCGGAGCUGCGUGCCAGGUGGCCCACACAUUUUGUCCCACUGUGGUGGGCGGGGUGUGCUCCAGCCCCAUUUGUCAGCCUGAGUCAGUGGUGGGCGGCAUCGUGGUGGGCAUCGCAGCAUGGCCAGUGAAUACCCUCAGGAUCAUCCUACCCAACAUCAUGGCAGAUGUCACCAGUACUUCGAAGAUGAUCAUGAAGAUCGGCAACUUGCCCCUGCCGGCGGGCGGCUUCUUUCCCUCGGUGGUCACUGCAGAGAUCAUGAAGGAUGGCGGCUUUUCGCCCUUCUAUUGGGACAUGAUCAUGGCCCAAGCGGUGUCCAACGUGAAUGGAGGGAGUGCUCGGCUCUACAAGAGGCCCUUGAUCUUGGCAGCUUCCUUGGUCUCCACCGUGGGCGAUGGCAACCAAGCGCCCUUCAGAGGCGAUACCGGGAACAAGAUCUACGCACGGAUUCGCUUCGGCACCACCUUCUACGGCUUCGGAAACCUUGUGCAGCUGAACUUCAAGUUACCGCUAGGCUACGCCUGCGUGUCGGCCAACCAGGGCGGCUCUGUGCCAGAUCUGUCCAUUUUGGCGAACCGCUUCCCUUCGACCAAGGGGCGCUUGGGUGGCAAGGUUCCUGAAGUCCGGUACCGGCCAGUGGCGACGCCAGACGUGUUGUGUCAGAUCACCUUGCUGGAGAACAUGAUCAUUUAUGCCCGCACAAUCUAUUACGUGGAACUGGAAGUGAACAACCCGACCACUGCCUUGAAGAAGGAUGAUGUGCUCAAUACCUGGAGCUUGACGGUGGUCCACAAUGGCUACACCCCAUCGCAAAUCAUGGGCAGUGGAUCCGGCGAGGACUUCAACCUUUCCACCAAGGAGCUCACCUUCUGCCCUGCGCCUCGCGACAAGCUUUUUUGCUUGUCAAGCUUCGGCACGGGCUACGCAGAUGCCCUGCC